This is a messenger RNA of Ectocarpus sp. CCAP 1310/34, 2079 nucleotides long. The record is from the annotation of a GenBank genome assembly. Lineage: Eukaryota; Phaeophyceae; Ectocarpales; Ectocarpaceae.
AUGAAAUACCUCAUCCAUUUUUCUCAGCAGCAUGAGUCGUUCUGGCUGCCCGAACUGGACACCUUGUUGGAGCUGAACGGUGUGGAGCCGGCGGCGGCGUACGAUCAUGAUACGGCCUGGGCCAUCGUAUCCCGGGGACACAAGACAAGCCCCUUCCUCGUGGUGGAGGUGCCAUCCGAGGAGGUCGUUGUCGCUGUGGCGGCAAGGGCAAUACUCAUUCGCAAGGUGUUGGAGCUAUGGGGCGAGGGGGAUACGCCGGAGGAGGCGGCCGAAGCCGUGAAAAAGUUCCCGGAAGAAAUCAAGCGACCCUUCUUCGCCGAGGACGUCACCUGGUCCGUUACGGUGGGGUCCGCCGGCUACUCCGUCAAGCUGCAGGAGCAGGAGCGGUUGAGGAUGAUGUUCUCCUUCCUGCCAUUCAAGGGGCGCGUGAGGCUGCGGAAUCCGCAGCACCUCUUCCAGGUGUUUGGCGACUACGAGUCGGAGGACGAGUACCGAGAGGGACGGCUGCCCGAGCACGUGUACUUCGGAAGGGAAGUCGCCCAGGGCAACCGCGACCUGGUGGCCGCGUUCGACCUGAAGAAGAGGCCCUACCUGGGACCGACCUCCAUGGACAACGAGCUGGCGCUGGUGAUGGCCAACAUGGCCCUCGUCGGGAAGGGCAAGCUUUGCUUCGACCCCUUCGUGGGGACCGGCUCGAUAUUGGUGGCUUGCGCGCACUUUGGGGGGGUUUGCGUGGGAACGGACAUCGACGUCCGCGUCCUGAAGGGAAAGAAAGGGAGGAACGUCUUCACGAACUUCGACAAGUAUGGGCUGCCACGUCCGGAGCUUGUUCGGUCGGACAACGCGCUCUAUGGGAGACAUUUUCGCGUCAUGGAGCUCUACGACUGCAUCGUCACGGACCCGCCGUACGGGAUCAGGGCUGGUGCGCGCAAGUCUGGGCGGGAGGGGGAGGCUCGCAUCGUCAAGCCGGACGAGAGGUUCGACCACAUGCCGCACACGCAGCACUACCCCGUGGAAGAUGUCUUGGUCGAUCUCCUAGAGGUGGCGGCCCAGACCCUCGCGCUGGGCGGGCGGCUGUGCUACCUCUUGGCGUCGACUUGGGAGUUCGACCUGCAGAGGGACCUGCCUCGGCACCCCUGCCUGGAGCUGUCCCACCACAGCAUGCAGGGCUUGACGCAGCUACUCUGCCGGCGUCUGAUCACGAUGACCAAGACGUGCCGGUACGACCCCCUCCGACGAGAAGAGUACAUCGCGGCGUGCCGCCUACACCAGACGAGCGGCGAGCGAGGGAGCGCUUUCGCGGCGGCGGCGGCGGCUGCAACGGAGGAAGAUGGCGGCUUCCGGCAGCGGCAACAGCAACAGCAGGCAGGGGAGGUUCGCUCUCGUACACCACCGCUAGCUCCCGGUGCUGCUGGUACUGCUGUAGGAGCUAGCGGCGGCAACGCUGCUGCUGAUGCUGCUGCUGCUGCUGCCGAUGGUCUGACGUCCGUGCUCCCCAGGGAGAGAACCAAGCAGAUGACGAGGCGCGGGGAGCUCACCUCGGGCAACGUCUGGUACGCCGCCAUGGGAAACAGCCGGGGCGGCGGCGGCGGUAGUGGUUCUUCUCCCUCUAACACAACAAGUAGUCGCGGCCGCCAGACCGCGAGUAAUAAUAAUGGUAGCGGGGGUUGUGGUGGUGAGGUAGGAGGUGGGACCCCCGCGGGUGGUAGGGAAGGUGGCGGAAUUGCUACGGAGGGGGAGGUGUUGGAGGGGGGUGGGGCGCGCAAGAGCGGCGAAGACAGCGGCGGCGAUGGGGAUACCGUGGGGGUGGACAGGGUUACUAUGACGAUACCCGGCUAGGCCUGUAGUGCAUACAUCUGCGGAUACCUUGUGUUUGCGGGCGUUUAUGCUUGCACUUUAUUUUAGCUACGACACGCCGGCUUUUAUUUGAUCGCUACGAAGUACAGGCUUGCCAGCGGCUAGGAACCCAUCACGAGAAGUGCGCGAGGAAUCAACGUUCACGCAUGUUCUCCAGUUUCUGUUUUUACCACACCGUACAUAACCGCAGGAGGUGGUCCAGCCCCCCCCUCCUAUGUGACC